AUGACGAAGAAGAAAAAGCUGCUGCUGUCGCUACUGCAGCAACUGCUGCUGUGGCUGAUGAUGCUGAUAGUAAUGACGUUGCAUUUAGGCCACGCGGCAGUGGAAGCCGCCAUCGGGGCCACAAAUUGGAAGAACGCCCAUUCCAUUUACGAUUUUUCGGCCGUAGAUAUAGACGGCAAGCUCGUUUCAUUGGAAAGAUAUAGAAAUAUAAAAUGGAACUUUACGAAAUUCCUUAUUGAUAAGCACGGUCAUCCUUUUCGACGCUACGCUCCUAAAGUUAACCCAAAGGAAAUUGAGUCCGACUUAGUGAAACUUUUCAUGAGUCCUUAA
Helobdella robusta is the source of this 330-nucleotide messenger RNA. RefSeq lists its product as hypothetical. The record is from RefSeq and is a predicted model, not a curated record. The transcript is spliced from 4 exons. Gene Ontology annotation, biological process: response to oxidative stress. Gene Ontology annotation, molecular function: glutathione peroxidase activity. NCBI's taxonomy places the organism in Eukaryota, Metazoa, Annelida, Clitellata, Rhynchobdellida, Glossiphoniidae. The coding region runs from base 1 to 330 and encodes 109 amino acids.